This is a messenger RNA of Emiliania huxleyi CCMP1516, 1386 nucleotides long. RefSeq lists its product as hypothetical. Gene Ontology annotation, cellular component: NatC complex. NCBI's taxonomy places the organism in Eukaryota, Haptophyta, Isochrysidales, Noelaerhabdaceae. The record is from RefSeq and is a predicted model, not a curated record. Gene Ontology annotation, biological process: N-terminal peptidyl-methionine acetylation. Bases 1 to 1386 code for a protein of 461 amino acids. The transcript has 12 exons.
AUGUCAGCGCUCGCUACGCUCGAGUCGCUCUCCCUCUCCUCGGGCGAAGAGCAGCUCGAGGAGGUCGUCAAAGGCGAGACGCUCGUGUGGCGGGACGUGCUGCCGACGCUCGACGCGGCGGCGGGCGAGAUGGCGCUCGGCGACCUGUUGCACGGCACGUGCUUCUCGCUGCACGAAGCGAUGUCGGCGCUGCAGAUGUUUGACCCGCAGAUGGACGCGGGGAUGGCGACCGCGACGCAGCCGCCGCCGUCGCUGCCGCCGCCCGACCUCCCGCUGCGCGCCUUUGUCGCGCUCGCCGACGAGAUGCUCUGUGGCGAAGUGGCGUGGUACGCGGGGCUGCCUCUGGUGCAGACGGUGUUUCGGCUCGACUGGCUGCACGCGACGCGCGAGCCGUGCGACGCGCGCCUCCGCGCGCUGAUGCUGUCUGCGGUGCGGUCCGCCGCCGCGGUGCGCGCGCUCGUGCUGCGUGCGGACGUGUCGGACGAGGAGGACUUUGCUCCCUCCUCCUUCGGGAUCGACCUCCGGGAGGACGCGGAGAAGCUGCUGGCGGAGGAGGAGGAGCGGCUCGCGGCGCUGCUCGGCCCGCGAGGGGAGGGAGGCGGAGGCGAGGCGGCGGGCGGCGGCAAUGGCGACAGCGGCGGCGACGGCGGCGGCGGCGGCGGCGGCGGCGGCAAUGGCGGCGGCGGUGCGAGCGCCAGGCUGCUGGGCUCCGCGCCGCAGCGCAAGGUGGACGCCCUCCUCGCCCAGCUGCAGCCCGCCUUCUCCAUCGGCGCCGUCACAGACCUGGACGGCCUCUUCCGCUGGUACGCGCUGCUCGCCGGAGGGACGGACGAGCGAUGCUCGCUCGGGCUCCGCCCGCCCCUCGGCCCUUGUGUGUGGGAGGCAUUCGUGACGCUGUCGGGGCUUCCCCGCGACACGAGCCGCGAGCUGUCGAAGCUCGAGCCGUGCGCAGAGCGGCUGGGGCAGCUGGCGCAGGCGGCGCCGCUGCAGGAGUUGGCCGACGACCUCGACGGGCAGCUGCAGCGGGCGGGGCUGCUGCAGCCAGGCGUGCAGCCAUACGGGAUCUGGGUGCUGGUGCAGACGCUGCAGACGGCCGCGGGCGUGCAGGCGACGGGCGUGGCGGCGGCAGCAGCGAGCGGCAAGAAGGAGAAGCCGGGCAAGAAGAAGAACAGGGGUGCCGAGAAGGGGCCGCAGCGUCCUCCGGUGCUGCUCUGCCUGGCGACGCGCGAGGCGCGCGUCUCGGUGGCCAACUCAGUGCUCGUCGCCUCGGCGCUCAAGGCGCCGCCGCCGGCGGGCUCGCGCGUCGCUACCUUCAGCUUCGCCACCCACCCGCAUUUCCCGCUCGUCAAGCUCGAGGCGGCAAAGCCGCCGGCGGGCGGGGCGUGA